Messenger RNA from Trematosphaeria pertusa, 2217 nucleotides. RefSeq lists its product as uncharacterized. Gene Ontology annotation, cellular component: PeBoW complex; nucleolus. Bases 34 to 2082 code for a protein of 682 amino acids. NCBI's taxonomy places the organism in Eukaryota, Fungi, Ascomycota, Dothideomycetes, Pleosporales, Trematosphaeriaceae. Gene Ontology annotation, biological process: ribosome biogenesis; maturation of LSU-rRNA from tricistronic rRNA transcript (SSU-rRNA, 5.8S rRNA, LSU-rRNA). The transcript has 2 exons. Gene Ontology annotation, molecular function: RNA binding. The record is from RefSeq and is a predicted model, not a curated record.
GGCAGUGCCGUCGACUUUGAGUAGCAGCAGACAAUGGGCCGAAUCAAGAAGAAAGGGAUCUCUGGCGCGGCCAAAAAUUACAUCACCCGGUCGCGCGCAGUUAAGAAGCUUCAGAUUUCACUCCCAGACUUCCGACGGCUAUGUAUCUUCAAGGGUAUCUAUCCGCGUGAGCCUCGCAAGAAGAAGAAGGUCUCGAAGGGAUCAACUGCCGCGACCACAUUCUACUAUACCAAAGACGUCCAGUACCUGCUUCAUGAGCCCCUCCUCGCAAAGUUUCGCGAACAUAAAGCCGUAGCGAAAAAGAUUGCUCGAGCACUCGGUCGGGGAGAAGCUGGAGAUGCUGCGCGAUUGGAAAAGAAUCUCAUUCCUAAGAUCAAGCUCGAUCAUCUUGUCAAGGAGCGAUAUCCGACCUUUAUCGACGCUUUACGCGACCUGGACGAUGCCCUCUCGAUGCUUUUCCUCUUCGCCAGCCUCCCGUCUAGCCAACAUGUGCCAGCGAAAACGAUCAGCCUUUGCCAGCGGUUAUGCCACGAGUUCGAGCACUACGUCAUCGUCUCCCAUUCCCUCCGCAAGUCGUUCCUGUCGAUAAAAGGUAUAUACUACCAAGCAACGAUACAAGGGCAGGAUAUACUUUGGCUGGUACCGUAUCGAUUUGUGCAGAGAACAGGCGGGGAUAUCGACUUCCGUAUAAUGGGUACAUUCGUUGAAUUCUACACCACGCUGCUCGGAUUCGUCAAUUACCGCCUAUACACGUCAAUUGGGCUUGUGUACCCUCCCAAAUUCAAUGCGAAAGUCGAUGAACAAGGCGGCGAGCUAGGUGCUUUCCAAUUAGAGGGCAAAGGUGUUUCUACGAAUGGGAAUACCACCAAUGGCGACAAACCAGUCGUUGUGAACCCAGAAGCCCAAGCAAUAGCGGACAAGAUUGCAACUCUUCCAGGCACCGAAGAGGCAGAAUCCGAGACAGAAGCCCUUGCUCCAGUUGACGGCGACGAGGAGGAGAACACCGAGGGCAUCGACAAGUUCGAGACGACGGCUCCGGAUGCAGACAUUCUGCCUCAACCGCAGGUCACAGGUGCAGAGGCUGCCUCACUGUUUGCAGGAAUGGUCUUCUAUAUAUCUAGGGAGGCACCAAAAGCUCCGCUUGAGUUCAUAUUGCCAGCCUUCGGUUGCAAGCGCGUUGGGUGGGAUGCCAGUCUUGGUGAUGGCGCAUACACAACGAACGAAUCCGACCCAUCAAUAACUCACCAAAUCGUCGAUCGACCCGCUCUUUCCGAUGCAGAGGCCAUGGCCGUUCCCGAGACAACAAACGGUGGCGCGGCUGCCUUCAAGGCGCAAUGGCCACGAUCAACCAUGCCCGGGCGGACCUACGUACAGCCGCAGUGGGUUUGGGAUUGUAUCAAUCAGGGCAAAUUGCUGCGUCCGGAUAUCUAUGCCCCUGGCGCUGAGCUGCCCCCGCACCUUAGUCCUUGGGUGAAGCCUAAGAAAGGAGAAUACGAUCCGAACCUUCCUUUGCAGCUUCAGGAGCCAGAGGUAGAGGCUCUCGAGGAGGUCGAGGAGGACGAAGAGGACGAAGAGGCAGCAUCAGAUGCGAAGGACGCGUCUUCGAUUGAGAGUGGAGACGAUAUGGCUGCGAUCGUAGACCGAGAUAGCUCCGUUGAAGCCGGAGAAGGCAUGGACGUGGUAAGCUCGGCAGAUGAGGAAGAAGACUCCGAAAGCGAUGCCGAUGCCGGUGCCGAUGAGUGGGAAGGCUUCGAAUCCGACGCCGAGUCCGACGUAUCAGAGGGUGAGGCAGCCCGAAUACGGCAUCAACGCGAGCUGGAAGCGGAAGCUACAGGCAUGGCCAUCGAACCAGAGGCUCAGACGACGAAGUCCAAGAAUGCUGCCUUGCGCAAGAAGGCUGUAAAGAAGCGGCGUGAAGAGGAAGAGGAGAGGGAAAGGCAGAAAAUGAUGCUUUCAAACAAGAAGCGAAAGCUGCUCAAGCGGAUUGAAUACGGAUCCAACAAGCGGGAUACCGAAGCCGAAAAUCUGAGGCGGAAGAGGCGGCGUAUAGAAAAAGCGAAGGCUGCUGCGAAUGCCGUAUGAAUCCGCGGGUUGGUGUUUGGUCUGGCAUCUGGAGGCGUUUAGGGUGCAGAGGCAUUUCAGGAUCCUAAAAACGGUUGUUCGUGUAUAUGCUUAUGAUUCUUGUAACCUUCCUCCCUAUGCUCGGACUUGAGCAAU